This is a messenger RNA of Engraulis encrasicolus (European anchovy), 1817 nucleotides long. Its product is annotated as potassium/sodium hyperpolarization-activated cyclic nucleotide-gated channel 1-like. The coding region runs from base 92 to 1780 and encodes 562 amino acids. Gene Ontology annotation, biological process: regulation of membrane depolarization; potassium ion transmembrane transport; sodium ion transmembrane transport. NCBI's taxonomy places the organism in Eukaryota, Metazoa, Chordata, Actinopteri, Clupeiformes, Engraulidae. The record is from RefSeq and is a predicted model, not a curated record. Gene Ontology annotation, molecular function: voltage-gated potassium channel activity. Gene Ontology annotation, cellular component: HCN channel complex; dendrite; membrane. The transcript is spliced from 11 exons.
AAUUUUAAAUGGCCACAUGGACGUAGACUGUUGAAGGAAUUUAGGGCAUUGUGCAUUUACCAGAAAUCACCAGUUAUUACGCAAAAUAACAAUGGAAAAAGAAAAUACAUCGAUUUUACCGCGUUGGAAGGAAUUUUUCAUACUGCCUGAAGACAACAAGACCACAACCGCUGUCUUUGGCAGCAGUGAAGGCUUGAGAAAGGAAAAGAAGAGGGCUUCUCAAUUGACGUCCUGGGUUAUACAUCCUUACAGUACAUUUAGGAAAUAUUGGCUUGUCCUUGUGAUCUUGGCAACUUUCUUAAAUGUUAUUGUUAUUCCGAUGAGUGUGAGCUUUUUCACGAAUGCAGUUCAUAAUAGUGCAACAUGGAUUGCAGUAAAUAUUGUGGUGGACAUUUUGUUUGUUGCGGAUUUAUGCCUGAAUUUCCGCAUUGGGUACUGGACUGAAGGUACAGAAGUUGUUAUUCUGGAUGUCAAGGAAAUAAAGACUCAAUACCUAAAAUCAUGGUUUAUUCCAGACUUAAUAGCUGUGAUGCCAAUUGAUUAUGUAAUUCUAAUUGUUAAGACCCUUGGCCAUGCAUCCACCCCAACUGGAGUUGCUGGUUUGCGAGUAGUAAAACUGAUUAAGCUCACACGUUUAUUCAGCUUGCUUCGACUUCUGAGGUUUUCGAGACUGCUGCGAUACGUGCGUGAUUGUGAAGAGGCUUAUGGCAUGUCCAACGGGGGCUUGGCCGAAGCCAUUCAGUUUCUGCACUUUAUCGUCCUCAUUGUUCUGAUUUGUCACUGGUGUGCCUGUUUUCACUUCAUGGUGGCCAACAUCGGAGACUUUCCUGCCAAUAGCUGGAUCACUAAGGAAGGCCUACAGAACAAAACUAUGAGUGUUCAAUACAGCAGGUGCAUGUUUCGUGCUCUUUGCCACAUGAUGACCCUCAACUAUGGAUCUGUUGGAGUUCCUAAAGGUGUGGAGCAGCUGUGGGUGGACAUCAUCAGUAUGAUGAUGGGUGCAGUCAUGUAUGCCCUUGUGCUGGCCCACAUCACUGCCAUCGUGACACAUUCCGGGGCCAGCGAGAACGUCUACGCACACAAGUACAAUGAGAUGUGCCAGUAUAUGCGCCAGUGCCACCUCCCACCAGACCUGCUCCGUAGGAUACUGGAUCAUCUGUCCUGCCGAUACCUGGGCAGGUAUUUCGACGAGGAAGAAAUUCUCAAAGACCUCAAUGAGCCUCUCCGGCGGGCUAUUAUACACCACAACUGCAUCAAUUUCUUCGAAAACCACCCAGUCUUCAAAGGUGCCAGUCCUCUGUUCAUCGAAGAGGUUCUGGAAAUGUUAAAGUUUGAGUUCUACAUGGCUGGAGAUCUCAUCAUCAGGAAAGGGGACAUUGGGGACUGCAUGUACUUCAUCGAGAAGGGCGACGUGCAAGUGGAGACUGGCACCUCUGCAGAAGUUCUGUCAGACGGGUCUUUCUUUGGCGAGUUUUGCUUGGUAACUAAAAUGAACAGACGGUGCUGUAAUGUGAAAGCCUUGAGCUUAUGCCGCCUGUACAGCCUCUCUGCCAGCGACUACCUAGAGGUGGUGCAGCGCUUCCCUGAACUCCUGCAAGACGUCGGCACUGUGGCCAGGCAGCGCUUGAAUUCCAUGGUCCCUGUGCCUGUCGAUAAAGCCGAUGUUGAACAGAUAGAGGAUACUGCAGAUGCUGAACAAGUGGACAUUUCAUUCGUCUCUGUUUGCAUCACCAACCCUUCCAAUGGACAGGUGGAGUGUGUUGGAAACAAUGACUCUUAACUCUAAGUUGUCACAAUAAAUGUAUUAUUUUUUUAUA